Molecule: messenger RNA, 6651 nt
Organism: Cucurbita pepo subsp. pepo (vegetable marrow)
Lineage: Eukaryota; Viridiplantae; Streptophyta; Magnoliopsida; Cucurbitales; Cucurbitaceae
Product: 1-phosphatidylinositol-3-phosphate 5-kinase FAB1B
Biological process (GO): phosphatidylinositol phosphate biosynthetic process
Cellular component (GO): endosome membrane
Molecular function (GO): 1-phosphatidylinositol-3-phosphate 5-kinase activity; ATP binding; metal ion binding
Source: RefSeq, a predicted model, not a curated record
UGGGAGCAACAAAAUUCAAGAACUUGUUUCUCUCUCUCGUUCCCUCUGUGUAGUCUCUACCGCCCCAAAUAAGGCAAUGCCGGAGAGAAAGAACACAACAGAAUUGAGGGAGGAAUUUUGAGUCGCCAUUACCAGAUUUCCAGAACGUGAUCAAGCAAUCAACAGAGUUUCACUGAGAAAAACCGCCUCUGUUCUACUUCUUCAAUCCAAAUUCAUACCACUAUACGGUAUAGCAAACGAAUCAGAGGCUGCAGACACAAAUUAUUGGAGUUCCGUUUGUUUCCUCAAUUCAUACAUCCAUUUGAUUCAUUUCUACAAUCGUCGUUUUCCUUUUUCAUCGAGAUUCAUUGAUUAAGAUUUGGGCGGAAUGAAUCUUUCGUUGCGUCAAGUUCGUUGGAUUCACUCGCCUGGAAAAGAAGAGCGCGUAUAACUUGCAUUCUGUAUUCCGUGGGUUAACAUUAGAUCGAGAAGUUUGAGGUGUCGGUUGCGCAGCAUUCAGCAUUCAGCAUUCUGUAUUCGGUAGUUUUUUAACAUUAGAUCGAGAAGUUUGAGGUGGCGGAUGAACAGAUUAGGAUGAGCGGAGUGGCCAUCCCGGUGGAAUCCACAUUUUCAUCCACAUCAUUAAAUGGGCCAUCCUGAAAACAAAUUAUCCGACCUGGUGGGCUUGGUGAAGUCAUGGAUGCCAUGGAGGUCCGACCCGGAAAAUGUCUCGAGGGACUUUUGGAUGCCCGACAAGAGCUGUAGGGUAUGUUAUGAGUGCGACUCUCAGUUCACGUUUAUCAACCGGCGGCAUCAUUGCCGUCGCUGUGGACGGGUUUUCUGUUCAAAAUGUACUGCAAAUUCCAUUCCUGCUCCUUCCACGGACCCGACGAAUUCUCGGGAGGAUUCCGAGAAGAUCAGAGUCUGUAAUUAUUGCUUCAAACAGUGGGGGAAGGAGCCAUCUGUCUUGCAAGAUGGGGACAAAGCUACCUGCUCUGCUGUUAGUCUAUCCUCUUCAUCCACCAGCAUUGGUAGCUCUAAGUCCGACUACACCUGUCAUAGUGCAAUCAGCAAUGUUAACUCAACGCCUUGCUCAAAUGAUCGUCAAUAUUAUGACCCGUAUAGUUCUGGUGUCAUAACUGAUGAGCAAGAUAAUUUAAGGAAUGGGAAGAGCAUAAAUCGCACUACGUCUCUCCUGACUUCAUCAUCCAGUUAUUAUGGCCAUUACAGGAGUGAUGAUGAGGAGGAUGAUUACUAUUAUGGAAUGUAUCGCUCAGACUCUGAAUGCAGGAAUAUCUCCCAGUCUGAUAAUUAUUAUUGUGAUGUUAACGCUGACGAAGGUUUAAAGCUUGAUGGAGAAGACAUCAGCAAAAAGGGUUCACCAGUGAUGUUUGACAAUCAGUGUCCAAGGGAUAGUGAAGAGUCUAGUGAAGACUCUGAUGAAAAUGAUAAAGGCUCUGAAUGUGAUUUUCCUACUUAUGCCAUGCAAAAUACGAAUAAUGAAGCUAUGGAUUUCCAGAACAAUGGGAUUCUCUGGCUUCCUCCAGAGCCAGAAGAUGAGGAGGAUGAGAAAACUCUUUUACUCGAUGAUGAUGAUGAUUCCUGUGCUCCAGGUGAAUGGGGAUAUGUACCUUCUUCCUUAGACAGUGGGGAAUGUCCCGUGAAGGGAAGGUCAAGCGAGGAGCACAGGAAAACUGCAAAAAACGUGGUAGAAGGGCAUUUUAGAGCUCUCGUUAGUCAACUUUUGGAGGCUGAGAAUCUUCCUAUAGGUGAUGAACCCUAUGAAGAUGGUUGGUUAGAUAUAAUAACAUAUCUGUCCUGGGAAGCAGCUGCAGUUCUGAAGCCAGAUACGAGCAAGAGUGGAGGGAUGGAUCCUGGUGGAUAUGUUAAGGUUAAAUACGUUGCUGGUGGAAAACGUAGUGAGAGUAUUAUUGUUAAAGGCAUCAUUUGCAAGAAGAAUGUAGCACACCGGCGGAUGACGAGAGAAAUAUCUAAACCGUGCUUUUUCGUCCUAGGGGGAGCUUUGGAGUAUCAACGUGUUACCAAUCACUUGUCAAGUCUAGAUACUUUGUUGCAGCAGGAACUUGACCAUUUGAAGAUGGCUGUUGCUAAGAUUGAUUCCCAUCAUCCUAAUGUUCUUUUGGUAGAGAAAUCAGUGUCUCGCCAUGCUCAAGAGUACCUUCUCUCAAAAAACAUCACUCUUGUUCUAAAUAUUAAAAGAUCCCUUUUAGAGCGUAUUGCUUGCUGCACCGGGGCAAGUAUAAUUCCUACUGUUGAUCAUGUUGCAUCGCUGAAGCUUGGUUAUUGUGAUGUAUUUCGUGUGGAGACAUUUGUGGAAGAGCAUUAUAGUGGUGAUGGCCAAGCUGGCAAGAAAACAACGAAGACUCUGAUGUUCUUUGAGGGAUGUCCAAAGCCUCUAUGUUGUACUAUUUUGCUCAGGGGUGCCUGUGGAGAUGAACUUAAAAAAGUUAAGCAUGUUGUUCAAUAUGCAACUUUUGCUGCCUAUCAUCUGGCUCUAGAAACAUGCUUCCUGGCUGAUGAAGGUGCUUCAGUUCCAGAGCUCCCAUUGAACUCCCCAAUAACAGUUGCCCUUCCUCAUAAUCCAUCAAAUAUAGACAGGUCUAUCUCCGCUAUACCUGGGUUUACUUGCCCUUCGCCAGACAAGUCUUCAGAGCCUAAACCUAGCAUGGAAAUUGGGCAAUAUGGAAAAGAUGCUGUUCCGAAUAGAGACUCAUCUAUAAUUAGUAAUAAUGUCGUCAAUUUGAACUCUCUAAGGCUGUUAAAGUCCAAUGCUUCCUCCACUUCCUUGUCUUUGCUGAAGCAGGAUGUUUCUAUUUCCGACAAUAAUAUGCUUUCCUCCAAAUUUACCUCAGAGGCAAAUAUACGUCUGGACAACAAAGAUGAUGAUACAGUUCCUAUCUCUGGUAAAGGUGAGGUUUCAAGUCAGCUUCGUAACUCUAUUUAUAUAAGCAGCAAUGCAUUGGAUGGAAAUACCCAAGCUUCAAAUGGUUCAACAUCUCAAAGACCUGAAAGCUCUAGUACUAAUCUAGUGACCACCAAAUCUUCAAAGGAAGAUUUCCCCUUGUCACCUUCUGACCAACAGAACAUUUUGGUGUCUUUGUCAACACGUUGUGUGUGGAAGGGAACUAUUUGUGAUCGUGCUCAUCUCUUACGAAUCAAAUACUAUGGGAGCUUUGAUGAGCCUUUGGGUCGGUUUCUACGGGAUCGUUUGUUUGAUCAGAAUUAUCGAUGUCGUUCGUGUGGUAUGCCCUCUGAGGCACAUGUGAAUUGUUAUACACAUCCACAAGGCAGCCUUACAAUAUCUGCUAAGAAACUCCCAGACUUUUUCUUACCAGGAGAAUCCGAAGGUAAAAUUUGGAUGUGGCACCGGUGUCUGAAGUGCCCUCGGACCAAUGGCUUCCCACCAGCCACUAGGAGAGUUAUUAUGUCUGAUGCUGCCUGGGGUUUAUCAUUUGGUAAAUUUUUGGAGUUAAGUUUUUCAAAUAAUGCAGCUGCCAGCCGUGUUGCAGGUUGUGGCCAUUUCCUUCAUAGAGAUUGUCUCCGGUUCUAUGGGUUUGGAAGAACGGUUGCAUGUUUCCACUAUGCAGCAAUUAAUGUUCAGUCUGUUCAUAUCCCGCCGUCCCUAAUUGAAUUUUACCAUAAUAAUCUGGAGUGGAUUAAUAAGGAAGCAAAUGAGGUACAUAACAGGGCUGAAACUCUAUUUGCUGAAGUAUGUAAAGCUCUUCCUCUGAUUCCAAAGCAUGAAUUGGGCUCAGAGCAAGAAGAUUUUGGGGUAAAUGAAUUGAACCAUUACAUUCAAGAACUAGAGCAAAUCAUUAUCAUGGAGAAAGAAGAUUUUGAGGUGCAUUUUAAUGAAGUACUAUCUGGAGAGACGACAGUUGGCCAGCCUACAGUUGAUAUUUUUGAGAUCAAUAAACUGCAUAUGCACAUUCUCUUUCUUUCAUAUAUUUGGGUUCAGCGCUUAAGUUACGCAGUCACUUUGAGAAGGAAGAAUUCCCCAUAUAGUUCAAGCAAUGACCUUCUAACACUGGAUGAAAGAGGAAUUGAAUCAGUGGAAGAGUUUGUAGAAUUUACUCUGGGAUUGGGACAAGAUGAUUUCUUUGGUGGUUGUGAUAAUGAUUCUCUACCUUUAGAGUCAAAACAUGAGAUUGAUCUUGGAAGAGGAGGUAAUUCAGGCCAAAUUAGCCAGUUGAACGAAACGGAGAGGGAAAAGGAUAUUGACCUUGGUGUACUGGAGGAUGAUCUUUGUCUUUCUCCAGUUAUGCCUCAAGAUGUUGAAAUUUCCAUGCGAAGGGCGAAUUCAGAGGGAGAAUAUCCAAUUAUGGCUGAUUUAUCUGAUACCCUUGAUGCAGUUUGGAAAGGUGUAAUGCACCCAAAUAGUGCAACAUCAGAUAGUAGUUAUUCGCGAACUAAUUCUGCCAUUCUGGAGCCAUUGGUAGGACAGUCUGAUAUGGAGAAGUGUAAUGCCAACUUAGUUGGAGCAGAGACAGCUCGUCUUCUUCAUUCUGCCUUAGUUUUAACAAUGGUUGAUUCUGUCGAGACAUCUACAAGUUUGGUAUCGAUGCCUUCUUCAGCAUAUAAUACAAAGAUUUCGUUGUUGAAUAUCCCAAAGCCUGACAUUGGCAACUAUGAUCCUGCCUUCAUUUCAUCGUUUAGGGAAUUGGAAAAACAAGGGUAUCUUCGGCUUCUUAUGCAUGUUGGUUCCACUGAUACUGUUGUUCCUGUCUAUGAUGAGGAGCCCACUAGUAUUAUUGCAUAUUCAUUGCUUACGCCAGAGUAUAAUGCUCAGAUGGCUGAGCCAGAGAGGGUACUAGAACCUGUGAAUACUGCACGCUCCUUGCCUAUUAUUGGUUCAGCUAAAAUGAACUCAAUUAAAACAUGUGAUGAAGAAGCUACAGAUGCCUACCAAACUCUUCGAUCCAAGGAAGAGACCAUUUUAUCCAUGCCUAGACCCGAAAGUCUUCAGUUUGAGGAUCUGCUUUUGUUCACUCAGGAUUUGCAUACAAGAGUUUGUUUUGUAAAUGAGACUCCUUUGGGGCCGGUGAAAUAUACCAUAACCUGCUACUUUGCUAAGCGGUUUGAGGCAUUACGAAAAAAGUGUUGCCCUUCCGAGUUAGAUUAUGUAAGGUCUAUUAGUCGUUGUAGGAGGUGGGGAGCCCAAGGUGGCAAAAGCAACGUUUUCUUUGCAAAAACUUUAGAUGAGCGGUUUAUUAUCAAACAGGUCACAAAAAUUGAGUUGGAAUCAUUCUUUCAGUUUGCACCCGCUUAUUUUAUAUAUUUGUCUGAAGCAAUACGUACAGGUUGUCCAACUUGCCUGGCAAAGGUCGUGGGGAUGUAUCAGGUGUCCUCAAAGCAUCCAAAGGGAGGAAAAGAAUGCAAGCUUGACAUUUUAGUGAUGGAGAAUCUUCUAUUUCGGCAUAAUGUGACACGACUUUAUGAUCUAAAAGGGUCAUCUCGAUCGCGCUACAAUUCAGACACGAGUGGAAAAAAUAAAGUUCUUUUGGAUCAGAAUCUGAUUGAAUCUAUGCCAACCUCCCCAAUAUUUUUGGGCAGCAAGGCAAAGCGGUUGUUAGAAAGAGCUGUUUGGAAUGAUACAUCAUUUUUAGCUUCAAUUGAUGUCAUGGACUACUCACUAUUAGUUGGCUUAGAUGAGGAAAAGCAAGAGCUGGUUGUGGGGAUUAUUGAUUUUAUGAGGCAAUAUACUUGGGAUAAACAUCUUGAAACUUGGGUGAAGAACUCUGGCAUUCUAGGUGGGCCCAAGAACGCUGCUCCUACUGUGAUCUCACCUCAUCAAUACAAGAAACGUUUCAGAAAAGCUAUGACUACAUAUUUUCUUAUGGUUCCCGAUCAAUGGCCUUCCUCAACAGUCAGCCCUAGUGAGUCCCACCCCGAUCUCUGUGAGGAAAGCUCAGAACCUGAGCAUUCAUGGGAUGGCAAACCUUAUAGGUAUCAGAGUGAUUGAUGAGAAGGUAAAACAGGGUGUCAUUUUGUGUAGAAUUACUCGCUUGGGGUAAACAUGUUGCGUAGAACAUAUAGCCCCAAUGAGCCUAGACAUGGAACUAAGUACCCAUCUUUGACAUCAAAUAGCAACUUCAGAUGGAAUUUUGAGCCCAUGCUUCGGCCUCGACUAAACAGCGAGGGUAGUUUUCACUUUAUGGACACGCUUCUCCCUCGUCGAGUUCCCUCUCCCCUUCUGUAAACCCGAAACUGCAGUAGAAGGCGAAAAUGGCUUUACUUGGAGAGGAAGGAUAUCUCUUAUUAUAACACGACAAACUUUGUCGUAGAAGCAUGAACCAUGGCUUAGCUUGAGGUCUUGCAAAGAUUACGACGAAUCGUGCAACCGUUUGAGUCGAUCACAUGGUAUGGUAUAUCAGAAGGCAUUGCUCUUGUGAAUAGUAGUAAGAAAAAGCAUAGUAAAUUAUUCUUUGUUCUUUCUUUUUCUUUGCCCUCGAGAAGAAGAUGAGUGUCUUUACGUUACCUCAUCUUCUAUCUUUUGGAGACUCAUUGAUAACUUUGGUAGAUGGCAUUUGUUAAGCUAAAACUUCUCUCCCUUUCGAGAAAUACGACAUUUUGUAGAGGGCGGUAGCAUUGUCGAUUAUACAGAGAGCAUAUCUACAUAUAAUGUAAAUGACUUUCGAUGAUUCAUUUUAA